Zea mays is the source of this 902-nucleotide messenger RNA. RefSeq lists its product as uncharacterized. The transcript has 2 exons. The coding region runs from base 120 to 680 and encodes 186 amino acids. The record is from RefSeq and is marked provisional. Lineage: Eukaryota; Viridiplantae; Streptophyta; Magnoliopsida; Poales; Poaceae.
UUCCCUCUCUCAUGCGUGCUUGGGUUGGGUUGGGUUUGGGUAUAGACAGUUCUUGCAGUCCACACCACCUCAAGUGAGGGGGUGACCCCCCACCCUCCUCCCUAGCGCUCCUCACCGCCAUGCUGCCAAGAAGGCAGAGCAUCUUCCACCUCGGGGAGGAGGGUGGCGCCGCCGCCGUGCACCACCGCGUCAGCGUCGUCGGCGCGGCCUCGUCGUCCAUGGCCAUGGGCGGCGGCGGCGGCCGGCGUGCUCGCGAGCGUGAGCGCCUCGUCGUGGGGCUCCAGAUCCUGGUGCACCACCACGGCCGGCACGGGCACGGACACGCGCACGCGGCGAACGUAGUCCUGAAGCAGAUGGUGAGGCCGCGCGCCGCCGCUGGCUCGCGCCACGGCCACGGCAGCCACGCCUUCUCGUGCAGUUUCCUCAAGGCCUGCUACCUCUGCAAGCGGGAGCUUAGCCCUGACAAGGACGUCUAUAUGUAUAGAGGUGACCAGGGGUUCUGCAGCGAGGAGUGCCGGUGGCAGCAGAUCCUGGUGGACGAGGCGCGCGAGCGCGAGGCGGCGGCGGUGAUGAGCAACAAGGAGCUGCAGCGGCGAGCGCAGGCCCGCCACCACAGCCCCCACCGCACGCCCAUGCCCAUCCGUGGCAGGCCGCCGAGGAAGACACUUGCCGUAGCCUAGCUAGCAGGUCCUCUGUCUGCUGAGGAGGACAAAGGAAUCAAUCAUGGCGCAUGACGAGGAGCACUGGUACUACUAGCUAGUACGGGUCUACUGGACUGCGUGGGUAAAAAAAAAUUAAUCAUCUCUUCUAAUCACCGAGUGGACUGCUAGAGACCAGACGACUUGCUUGUGUUGUCAUCAUCAACCAAUAAUCAAUCAAGCUGCAAGUAUAUAUUAUAUACC